CCACAACAUCCCAUCAUCCUUACUUUCAAUCCCAAAAAAGGCCAGAGAAACUUCUAGUACUCCUCAAUCAUCCUACCCACCUCCACAAUGGCCACCAGAAACACCCUCCGUCGCGCCCUCCUCUACAUCCCCGGCUCCUCCCAGCGCUUCAUCGACAAAUCGCGCACCCUCACCGCAGACUGCGUCGCCUACGAUCUCGAAGACAGCGUCACUCCGCACAUGAAGCCCGAAGCCCGCUCCCUGGUGCGGAGAGCCCUCGAUCAGCCCGCGCCGGCGGGAAUCCGCGAACGCGCCGUGCGCAUCAAUUCUGUCGAUAGUGGGUUGGCGUUGGGGGAUUUGACUGAAGUGCUCCAAUCACCCAACCUCACCACGCUCGUCGUUCCAAAAGUCAACUCCCCCUCAGACCUCACCUUCGUCACGGACGUCAUCACACACACUCUCUCCCAACAACAACAUCUUCAAGGAGGAGCAUCCCGCCCCCCAAUCUCCAUCCUCGCGCUCGUCGAAUCCGCCAAAUCACUCACCAACCUGACCCAAAUCUGCGCCUCCUCACCCCUCCUGCAAGGCCUCAUCUUCGCAGCCGAAGACUUCGCCCUCGACCUAAGCCUAACGCGCACGCCAUCCCUGACCGAAUUCCUCUUCGCGCGGUCCGCGAUCGUAACAGCCGCGCGCGCAGCGGACCUCCCCUCGACGAUCGAUCUCGUCUGCACGACGUAUAAAUCGGAUAAGCCGGGUCAGGCGCCAGCCGUUUUGCAAGAGGAGUGUCGAGACGGAAAGAGGCUCGGCUUUAACGGGAAACAGUGCAUUCAUCCGACGCAGGUGGAGACCGCGCAGGCGGUGUUUGGGCCGGAUUUGGCGGAGGUGACGUGGGCGAUGAGGGUUGUUGUUGCGGAUGAGAAGGCUGCUGAGGCGGGACGGGGCGCGUGGACGCUGGAUGGGAAGAUGAUUGAUGUGCCUGUUGCUGGGAAGGCGAGGGCGAUUGUGUCUAAGGCGGAGGCGUGUGGGUUUGAUGUUGCGGGCUUGAGGAGGGAGUGGGCGGGUCAGGAGCCGGAGUAGAUAUCUUUUUUCUUAUCUAUUUAUUGAUGUUUUGGUUUGGGGGUUUGUGAGCGACGUGUUGGGUUAGGUUCAUCUGCUUACUGCGAAGUUUGAUGGGGAAAUGUUUCAGAGGUAAAGUUGGUAGGAAGUAUAUAGUCAUGUGUAUGACCUAGUGUUAUCAUUGAUACGAGGUAUACGGCAGAUCCAUACGGCAGUAUCAACAGGUACAUUCAUCAGGCUGAAACAACAAAGCAG
Messenger RNA from Aspergillus campestris IBT 28561, 1290 nucleotides. Its product is annotated as HpcH/HpaI aldolase/citrate lyase family protein. Gene Ontology annotation, molecular function: magnesium ion binding; catalytic activity. The record is from RefSeq and is a predicted model, not a curated record. Bases 88 to 1056 code for a protein of 322 amino acids. The transcript has 3 exons. Gene Ontology annotation, biological process: oxaloacetate metabolic process. NCBI's taxonomy places the organism in Eukaryota, Fungi, Ascomycota, Eurotiomycetes, Eurotiales, Aspergillaceae.